AUGUUCCGUCCUGCCGCUCGAGCGCUGGCUCGCGCACCUGCUGUCGCGGCUCGUAGCCCGGCAAACACUCGAUUGAUAAGCACUGCCAGCCCGGUCUCCAAACCGCGAAGCUGGAAGAGCAUCUUUGUCCGUCUCGGUCUGGCCGGUGGUGCCGUCUACUACUAUAACACGAGCAAUGCCUUUGCUCAGGAGCCCUCUUUCUCCCUCAUGAGCCACUUCAGCCAAGAGACCACCGAAGACUCUGCUGUGACCACUCUCGAUUCCAUCACCCCCAAGAUCCGCGAAGAAAAGGCCGCCUCUUCCUCACAGCCAAAGGUCGAUGCGCCGGCUUCUUCAACACCGGCAGCCGAUGCGACAGCUGAUGCUGCUGCCGUGGAAAUCAACCCCCAGGUCGGUAUCGAAUCAGAGGAGCCUCCCGAGUCAGCGGCAUUCAAUCCAGAGACUGGCGAGAUCAACUGGGAUUGCCCUUGCUUGGGCGGUAUGGCUCACGGUCCUUGCGGCGAGGAGUUCCGGGCGGCAUUCUCGUGCUUUGUCUACUCCAACGAGGAACCCAAGGGCAUUGAGUGCAUUGAGAAGUUCAAGGACAUGCAAGAUUGCUUCCGUCAACAUCCCGACGUCUACGGCGCGGAACUAGAGGAUGACGAGCCCGAGGGCGACGCUCCCGCCCUUGCGGCCGCCGAUGUCAAUGCCGAGCUCGCUGAGAGCAACCAGCUCGUCCCCAAGACCCACCACGACGUUGCCGAGAAGACCCAGGAUGCGAACUGA
Molecule: messenger RNA, 765 nt
Organism: Penicillium oxalicum
Lineage: Eukaryota; Fungi; Ascomycota; Eurotiomycetes; Eurotiales; Aspergillaceae
Product: coiled-coil-helix-coiled-coil-helix domain-containing protein
Exons: 3
Coding region: 1-765 (254 amino acids)
Biological process (GO): protein import into mitochondrial intermembrane space
Cellular component (GO): mitochondrial intermembrane space
Molecular function (GO): protein-disulfide reductase activity
Source: RefSeq, a predicted model, not a curated record